Molecule: messenger RNA, 769 nt
Organism: Sitophilus oryzae (rice weevil)
Lineage: Eukaryota; Metazoa; Arthropoda; Insecta; Coleoptera; Curculionidae
Product: protein SREK1IP1-like
Exons: 1
Coding region: 108-554 (148 amino acids)
Molecular function (GO): nucleic acid binding; zinc ion binding
Source: RefSeq, a predicted model, not a curated record
GGAAAAGAAGAAAGCUAAAUUUUGUUAGGUUAUGUUUUUUUUUAUUUUUAAAACAGAAAAUUUUUGACUUUAAACGUUAAUUUAUUGUUAUUUUAUACUAAAUAACAAUGAACAACGAGUAUGGUUCAAGACUACUGCCACCUGCAAAAGAAACUACACGAGCAGCUUGUAAAAAAUGCGGCUACGCAGGACAUUUAACUUAUCAAUGCAGAAAUUUUCUGAAAAUUGACCCAAACAAGGAAAUAGUUUUGGAUGUGAGUAGUACAAGCAGUGACAGCGAUGUGGACUAUUUAACACCCUUAACUGAACUGCGGGAGAAAGAGCUAAAAGAAAAAUUAAAGGAAAAGAAAAGCAAAAAGAAACACAAAAAGAGUUUGAAGAAAAAAAAGAAAAGAAAGUAUUUGAGUGAAGAUGAAUCAGACCAGCCAUCCGAUAGUGAAGAUAAAGGCAAGAAAUCUGAAAAACAUAAAGAACACAAAAAGAAAAAGGAAAAGAAACAUAAAAACAAAAAACGUAGAAGACAUAAUAGUGACUCCUCCAGCAACAGUGACUGAGGUACAGGACCUCUAAAGUGUUAAAAAAACAAGUUUUGCAUUUACAGCAUAACUAUAUAUUAAAUUUAAGACCUAUAUAACAUUCUAUAAUUUAAAAAUAAUUUUCUUAUAUAUAAAACAAUGAUAACAUUAUAAAAAGAUUUUAUAUAAGUCUUUAAACUAAAUCUCUAUAUGUGGGAACAGUAGAUACAUAAUAUAUCCAGUACUGUGUUAAG